AUAAAAACUUUAUAUGUCAUUUUCGUCAUGGCUUUCACGGCGGAUUUUUGUUUUUCUCGAUUCAGACCGAGUUUUCGAAGAGAUGGAUCAAAUGACAGUCGAAGAAAAGAUUUUAGAACAUCAGGAACUUGAAGAUGGUUCAAGUAGUUUCAGAUGGUUAGUGUCAUCGACAGUAAUCGCAAUUGGUGGGGCUACUGUAGCUUUGUAUAUAUCUGGAAAAAUUGAUUGGAAAAUACCAGCAAUUGAAGCAGGACUUGCUCUGACUGCUGGUGGCACAAUUACUUGCGGAUAUUUAUGGUUUAAGAAGAGAGUGAAAACUGUUCGAAAACUUAUUCUACAAAUGAAUAAAACAAGAUCAGCUCUACGGAAAAGAAGACAAAUUUUCUUUAGUAUCUCAAUGUGCAUGCCACGUCAUCGUCAUCCAUCGAUUCUUCGUGCUUGUCGUCUUACAGUUUCAGCCAUUGAAUGUCUCACAGAAGAGACGAAAUCACUGAAUAAUGGUACCACGUGGCAGGAUUUAUAUACUGAUGAGAUUCGAGAAAUCAUUUCAAGGAGUACUGUAGAUUCACAAUUACUGAAAAUUGAGGAAAUUCAAGAAGGAGAUAAUGAUAAAAUGGAUUUUGAACAAGUUUUUGAGACAUUGAUAUCGAUAUUCAAACUUCAUGCAAGUGAAUAUUCCCGUGUUGUGAUCCUCAAUUUUCUGAAUUCGCCCGUAUUCGAGUCAAAAAAAGUUUCAAAAUUUUUUGAAACUUUGGGACGUCUUCAAGAAUUGAUGUACAAUUUGGAAUCUGUUGAAAGACUUGCAUUGAAGACUGAAACAAAACUUUCGAGAAAUGAAAGAAAAAUGGACGGAAAAAUGAAAAAUAAAUCUUUAUUAGAAUUGGGAUGGAAGCAACAAACUGCACUUGCACUAGAAGCUAUUUUGGAAAGAUUGGAAUCUGAAAGUGUUACUCAAUCAGAAGUUGAAUCAGCAUUACAUAAAACUUUUCUUGUCGUCAAGGCUGAACCAGCAUUUCCACAACCUGUGAAGAAAAUUGAUGUAGAGGUGAAAAAUCAAGAUCAAAAGAAUCCAGAAGUGAUCGUUAUCGAGAAGGGCACAGGAGAAAGGACUGAUAUAGAUAUGGUAUUCGAAGGAACUCCCUUAUCAGAAGCUGAUAAACUAUCUGCUUCAAAAAGUGCAGUAGCUCGAGAUGUUCUCCUAGAUGGAUCUGAAGGACGUUGUCAUGAAGCAAGUCUUUUUGGAGAGCUGAAAAUGGUAUUGGAGCCACGGAGGACAGAUUUUGCGAAACGAGAAAGGACUGCACUGGCAAAGUUCUAUGGAGUUGAUGAGCAUCAAUUGGAGCAGAAGGAAGAUGAAGAAACAUUUGAAGCGAUAGCAUCUGGUGAUGGUGAAGAUCCGGAUCCAUAUGACUGGAGGAAGGAUGCUGAAAUGAGUGCAGGGAUUCAUCAUGAUGCUAAUAAUGACGACUUUCUGAAAUCUUUGAAAUUGAGACGAGUCGAUGAUGAUAUUAUUGAAUAAUUUUUAAUUGAUUUUCAAUUUAUAUAACACCGUAUUUUAUGUCGAAUGCACAACGGGAAGCUCGUAGGCUAAUAAACAUUUUUUGUG
Caenorhabditis elegans is the source of this 1606-nucleotide messenger RNA. It is a transcript of the gene spd-3, whose product is annotated as Spindle defective protein 3. The record is from RefSeq and is marked reviewed. Bases 83 to 1519 code for a protein of 478 amino acids. The transcript is spliced from 7 exons. NCBI's taxonomy places the organism in Eukaryota, Metazoa, Nematoda, Chromadorea, Rhabditida, Rhabditidae. Gene Ontology annotation, cellular component: mitochondrial outer membrane; mitochondrion.